Molecule: messenger RNA, 1023 nt
Organism: Clonostachys rhizophaga
Lineage: Eukaryota; Fungi; Ascomycota; Sordariomycetes; Hypocreales; Bionectriaceae
Source: the annotation of a GenBank genome assembly
AUGGGUUCUCAAGAUGACGUUGAAGCCGAGGGGCGCCCGCCAUAUUCCCAUGCCAUGAUUGCGGGUGGUAUUGGAGGUUCGGUUGGUGAUAUGUUGAUGCACUCUCUCGACACAGUAAAAACUCGGCAACAGGGCGACCCGCACGUCCCCCCCAAAUACACAUCGCUUGGGCAGUCAUAUUACACUAUUUGGAGACAAGAGGGCAUCCGGAGAGGCCUGUACGGCGGAUGGAUUCCUGCUCUUAGCGGGUCGUUUCCAGGAACUGUUCUGUUUUUCGGCACUUAUGAAUGGAGUAAAAGAUUUCUCAUCGAUCAUGGGCUUCAGCAGCAUUUGUCAUACCUUUCGGCUGGUUUCCUUGGCGAUCUUGCCGCUUCUAUUGUUUAUGUACCCUCGGAGGUGCUCAAGACUCGCCUACAACUCCAGGGCCGUUAUAAUAAUCCCUAUUUCAAAUCGGGCUACAAUUACCGCGGCACCAUCGAUGCCGCCCGUACCAUCGUGCGCACAGAGGGCUCUGCCGCCCUCUUCCAUGGCUACGGAGCCACCCUGUUCCGUGAUCUGCCCUUCUCGGCUCUGCAGUUCAUGUUCUGGGAGCAGUUCCAGACCUGGGCCCGCCGCUACAAGCAGAGCCGCGACAUCGGCGUCCCUCUUGAGCUCCUUACCGGCGCAUCGGCCGGAGGUCUUGCAGGUGUCAUCACCUGCCCCCUGGACGUCGUGAAGACGCGCCUCCAGACGCAGGUCAACGAGCCCUCCAAGACGAACGCCCCGAGCCCGCAGAAACGGCACAUCUCCACUUCCUCCCCAAGCACCCACCGCCCGAAGCCCGGGGCGAUGAACCUGCAGACUUCUUCCGUCAUCACCGGCCUCCGCGUCAUCUACCGCACCGAAGGCCUGGCGGGCUGGUUCCGCGGCGUGGGCCCUCGAGGCGUGUGGACGUUCGUCCAGAGUGGGUGCAUGCUCUUCCUGUACUCGCGCCUCCUCCGCACUCUCGACGUUUGGAUGCCAGUGGAGAAGGAAGACCUGUAA